This is a messenger RNA of Coniosporium apollinis CBS 100218, 1014 nucleotides long. RefSeq lists its product as uncharacterized. The transcript is spliced from 12 exons. The record is from RefSeq and is a predicted model, not a curated record. Lineage: Eukaryota; Fungi; Ascomycota; Dothideomycetes. Bases 1 to 1014 code for a protein of 337 amino acids. Gene Ontology annotation, molecular function: methyltransferase activity.
AUGCAAUCCGAAGGGGGUCCACCUGCCCAAGUUCAAGCGGAAGAUAACGUCACAGAGGCCAAUGACGGUAACCACGAUGACGGCGAUUCAGCAUUUGCGCCUAGCGAAGGUGAUGAGAGCUCGACAGCGUCAAUCACUUCGAGUAUCCUCGAAUACCGGACAAAAAACGGGAGAGUGUAUCAUAGGGAAGGGAAAUAUUUCCUACCCAAUGACGAGAGAGAAUUAGACCGUUUGGAUCUGCAACACCACAUGUUCCUUCUUACCUUUGAUAACAAGUUAUGCCUCUGCCCAAUCCCCCAGGACAAGCAGUUGCACCGUGUGCUCGAUGUAGGCACCGGAACUGGUAUCUGGGCGAUGGAUUUUGCUGACGAUCACCCUGAAUCCAAAGUUACUGGUGUUGAUCUCAGCCCUACCCAACCAUCAUUCGUCCCGCCCAAUGUGUUCUUCGAGGUUGACGACCUGGAGAAGCCAUGGACUUUCAACCAGAAGUUCAACUUUAUCCACUGUCGCAUGAUGACAGUCUCAUUCUCAGACUGGCCUGGAUUCUUCGAAAGGGCUUUCGAAUUUCUCGAGCCGGGUGGCUACAUUGAAGUAACAGAUACCUCCCUACCUGCCCGUGCGGAUGAUGACUCGCUCCACACCAAUUCCGCAUUACAAAAGUGGUGUGAGAUGUUUCUCGAAGCGUCUAGAAAUAUCGGCCGUCCCGCCAAUAGCGCAGAAUCAUACAAAUCGCAGAUGGAAGCCGCUGGCUUUCAAAAUGUUGUAGAGCGAAAGUUUAGGUGGCCGCUGGAUCCCUGGCCUGAAGAUCAAAAGCUCAAAAUGUUGGGGCGGUGCACAUUUGCAAACGUCUAUCAAGACCUCACGGGAAUCAGCGUGGAGUUGUUCACAAAUGGUUUGGAAUUAUCGACAGAAGAAGUGGAAGUACUCUUAGUCGACGUUAGGAAAGAAAUGAAAGAUACGAAGAUCCAUGCUUAUUUUCCAGUACACGUCUUCUACGCGCAAAAGCCAAGUUAG